AUGCUGAUAAAUUCGAAUUGUCGCUUCUUACACGGUCCGCAAAAGAGAGUAUUGGGCGCCUUUGACCCCUUUCUUGGGGAAUUUGUCAAGCCCGUGUGGGCGUUGGUCGCUGACCUGGCCGCCGUCCUCCCCUCCAUCUGGGUCCGCGGCUUCUCCCGCCUCACCGGCAUUGCCAUCUCCGGCGUCUCGUCCAGUCUUCUGUGGACAGCUGUCGUCGUGGGCGCGCUCCUAUUGGACCCCGACUCGGCGCAAGUAACCGGGACCGGCGCGCAUCAGCACACGUUCGUAAAAGCCGCGUCGUUACCAACCGGGGCGGGGAUCAUGAUCGUGUCGCUGUCGGGACACGCGGGCCUGCCGUCGUUGCGGAGGAGCAUGCGCCGGCCGGAGCACUUUGAGCGGUGCCUGCACAUCGCGUUUGGCGCCAUAUUUCUCGUGUAA
This is a messenger RNA of Klebsormidium nitens, 438 nucleotides long. Lineage: Eukaryota; Viridiplantae; Streptophyta; Klebsormidiophyceae; Klebsormidiales; Klebsormidiaceae. The record is from the annotation of a GenBank genome assembly.